Molecule: messenger RNA, 414 nt
Organism: Staurois parvus
Lineage: Eukaryota; Metazoa; Chordata; Amphibia; Anura; Ranidae
Source: the annotation of a GenBank genome assembly
ACAGAUAUCCCCCAAAUGGUCAGGACAGUACAGAUAUCCCCCAAAUGGUCAGGACGGUACAGAUAUCCCCCCCAAAAGGUCAGGACGGUACAGAUAUCCCCCAAAUGGUCAGGACGGUACAGAUAUCCCCCCCAAAAGGUCAGGACGGUACAGAUAUCCCCCCCAAAUGGUCAGGACGGUACAGAUAUCCCCCCCAAAAGGUCAGAACGGUACAGAUAUCCCCCCCAAAAAAUGUCAGAACGGUACAGAUAUCCCCCCCCCAAAAGGUCAGAACGGUACAGAUAUCCCCCCAAAUGUCAGAACCGUCACAGAUAUCCCCCCAAAUGUCAGAACAGUACAGAUAUCCCCCAAAUGUCAGAACAGUACAGAUAUCCCCCAAAUGUCAGAACAGUACAGAUAUCCCCCCAAAUGUCA